Molecule: messenger RNA, 822 nt
Organism: Asparagus officinalis (garden asparagus)
Lineage: Eukaryota; Viridiplantae; Streptophyta; Magnoliopsida; Asparagales; Asparagaceae
Product: probable histone H2A variant 1
Exons: 3
Coding region: 180-584 (134 amino acids)
Cellular component (GO): nucleosome
Molecular function (GO): DNA binding; structural constituent of chromatin; protein heterodimerization activity
Source: RefSeq, a predicted model, not a curated record
CCUUCUAUUGAUAAUCCCCAAACCGCCGCUUUUUUCUCUCUCUCCUCACCUCGAAAAUUUUCAAUUUCCCUCCAACCAAAAGAAAGGUCAGCCCCCUCUUUCUCCUCAGAUCUCCACUAGGCUUCUAGGGUUUCUCUAAUUCCUCCCCGUUCUAGUCGAAUUCAUAGCUAAGGAAGAAGAUGGCAGGUAAAGGAGGGAAGGGGCUUCUGGCUGCGAAAACGACGGCGGCCAACAAGGACAAGGACAAGAAGAAGCCCGUCUCUCGCUCUUCUCGUGCUGGCCUCCAGUUCCCCGUCGGUCGAAUCCACCGCCAGCUGAAGUCGAGGAUCGCCGCCCACGGCCGCGUUGGGGCAACGGCGGCGGUGUACUCUGCCGCGAUUCUCGAGUAUUUGACUGCUGAGGUGCUGGAGCUCGCCGGGAACGCCAGCAAGGACCUGAAGGUGAAGAGGAUAACCCCUCGUCAUCUCCAGCUGGCGAUUCGAGGGGAUGAGGAGCUCGACACGCUGAUCAAGGGGACGAUUGCCGGUGGAGGAGUCAUCCCCCACAUCCACAAGUCCCUCAUCAACAAAUCAUCCAAAGAGUAGUUUGCGUGAUCUUAGAAUUGCUAUGUGUAGCUUGUAAUCCCUUGCUUUGUUUACUUUUGCGUUUUAUUAAUUCUGUUGUGUGGGUCUGACUUAGAUUUGAACUGAUGGUGGGUUUUAAUGUAGAACCUGUUUAAAGAUUUAAGAAGCUUUGUUAAUGUCGGAAAUGGGUCUGGUCUGGGUUACCGUGUGCUUGUUUAUGUUCCGUUUGAUGAAAUGUUUGAGCGAGAAACUUUAUGAA